GUCGAGAUCGGCGAAGCGGUCGGAGUCAUCGCGGCGCAAUCUAUCGGCGAACCGGGAACGCAGUUGACGAUGAGAACCUUCCACGUCGGCGGAACGGCGCGUCUC
Lymnaea stagnalis (great pond snail) is the source of this 105-nucleotide messenger RNA. NCBI's taxonomy places the organism in Eukaryota, Metazoa, Mollusca, Gastropoda, Lymnaeidae. The record is from the annotation of a GenBank genome assembly.